AUGUUCCCCCUUCGUCCUCCCCUUCUUCGCUCCCUCCUCACCCGUCGUUCACUCAGUACCGCGCCGGAUCCACUACCAAAGGACGCCAACUGGCCACUCUACCUCUCCAUAUUCGGUGUCUCCGGUCUCGCCCUCUGGGUCUACUGGCAAAAGACCGGCCAACUCCAAUGGGAUCCCGUCAAGAACGCCCAGGAGCGCAGGAGGGGACCGACAGCCGCCUUGGAUAGGGACGAGUUCCGCACGUUCGAGCUCAAGCGGAAGGAGCCGUACAACUACAACACGUCGCGUUAUGUCUUCGCACUACCGGAGAAGACAGCUACGCUCCUCCCCGUAGCAGCUUGCGUGCUGCUCAAAGCGGCCGACGAUGAAACAGGACCGAAGGACGACAAGGGACGCCCCGUCGUACGCCCCUACACGCCCAUCUCCGACAGCAGAAAAGUCGGCGAAGUCGAUUUCCUCAUCAAAAAGUACGAAACUGGCAAGUUCACGCCUUACCUCUCCUCCCUCGAACCUGGGGAUAAGAUCUCAAUCAAAGGCCCUCUCCCUAAAUUCGCGUACGAGCCCAACAAGUUCUCCCAAUGUGGCCUCAUCGCCGGCGGCUCAGGGAUAACCCCCAUGUACCAACUGCUCAAGCACUCACUCUCCAUACCCGAGGACAAGACCCACUGGACACUCAUUUUCGCCAAUGUCAGUGCUAAGGACAUCCUCCUGAAAGAAGAGUUCGAUGCGCUCGCACAGGCACACCCGGACCGGCUCAACGUCGUUUACGUGCUUGACAAGCCCGAAAAGGGAUUCACGGGACCGACGGGGUACGUCACCAAGGAGCUUAUCAAGCAGCAUCUUCCUGGGCCAGAGCUGGGCGAGAAGACAAAGUUGUUUGUUUGUGGCCCACCGGGACAGGUCGCUGCUGUUGCUGGGAAGAAGGCGGGGAUGAAGCAGGGUGAACUGGGAGGGGCGCUCAAGGAUCUCGGGUAUACGGAGGACCAGGUGUUCAAGUUCUAGAUGAAGGAAUAGAUAUAAAAUAAAGCAUCUGUAUUGGUUUUACCCACACGAAACAAUAACAUAUACGAG
This is a messenger RNA of Dacryopinax primogenitus, 1071 nucleotides long. Its product is annotated as ferredoxin reductase-like C-terminal NADP-linked domain-containing protein. The transcript is spliced from 3 exons. Lineage: Eukaryota; Fungi; Basidiomycota; Dacrymycetes; Dacrymycetales; Dacrymycetaceae. Gene Ontology annotation, biological process: ergosterol biosynthetic process. The record is from RefSeq and is a predicted model, not a curated record. Gene Ontology annotation, molecular function: cytochrome-b5 reductase activity, acting on NAD(P)H. Bases 1 to 1002 code for a protein of 333 amino acids.